AUGAGUUCUAGUUCCUCAACGGUCUCAAACAACAUUCCUCCCAUUGAAACUCAAAAAGAAAUACUCUGCCGCCUUAAAACAACUUUAUUCGAUGGUGACCUCUUUGUGCUGUUGCACACUAAUGUCAUGGCUAGCCACGACAUCAAGGACUUACUCAAACAUGUUGAUCUAUUAACUUCGCCUUCUGUUGUCGUCAGCUUUGUGAUAGAGUUUUCUGCCUUCUUGGAUCAACUUCUGGAAUUGCACAAGUCUCUUGACCAUGAAAAAUAUGAAUUUGAGACCAGGGUUGUCGACAUCUCCAAAUGGAAUAAACAAAUUGAGGAGUUGCAAGCCAAAGUGAAAGAAGCUUGGGUGCUUCAAGCUCGUGCAGAUGACACCACUCAAUAA
Messenger RNA from Vicia faba (fava bean), 387 nucleotides. The record is from the annotation of a GenBank genome assembly. Lineage: Eukaryota; Viridiplantae; Streptophyta; Magnoliopsida; Fabales; Fabaceae.